AUGGCGCUGUCGGUUGCCUGCGCGUCUCGACUUGUGCUUGCCGACAUUGCCUCUUGUCUCAAACGACCGCCGACAAGUCUCCCUCCAACAUGCGCUUUGGAGUCUACGUUCCGACCGACGGCCAGCGCCUGGUCCGCGGACGGGACAUCUCUCUAUCUGGCUUCGGCGCAUUCCAUUGCCCGCUACGACGCGUCGGGCGCAUUCGUGAAGACGGUGUACGAUGAACCCGAGUGCGAGGACAUACGGGCCAUAGUCGUCUCCAAAGACAAGGGCACAAUAAUAUUCGCCGCCGGCACUGGUGUUCACUUCCUCGAACACUCAGCAUCAGCCGCGUCCACAUCAAGGAUCGUCCACUCGCUCCCGCCACACCCGGAUUCAGAGCCCAUCAUCGCGCUGUCACUGUCCAAUGACAAUACACUUCUUGCCGUAUCCUCACCUUACGCGGUUAUUGUGCACAACCUGUCGCUUGGCUCGCAGACACUCCUUCGGGGCUUGCCCUCAGAUUCUGCUGUGACGACCUGCGCCUUCCACCCCCACUCCCGAGUGCGCCUCUUCUUGGGAAUAGCGCGCCAGCUGGUCGUCUACGAUAUAACUCGCCCUCUUGGACCCUCCCGCAUCAUUCCUAUGAGCGACUCGGCCGUCGGCGACAUUGUGGCGCUCUCCUGCAGUCCAUUCAGCAAGACGUUACUGGCCGUAGCUUGCGCGGGGGGUCAUGUUGCGUUGAUAGAUCUUGACAAGGACAAGGGCCGGAUACGCUCCUACAACUACGGCACAGCCCUCACAAGUCUUAUAUUCUCUCCUGACGGCGCUACCCUCUAUGCUGGCACAGAGAGCGGGACGCUACUCGUUCAGUCGUUGCGAGUCGUUGAGCCUCCCAAAACGGUCGAUUUGGGUGACAGGGUUCAAUGUCUGGGCGUCACAAAGAAGUUGAAGUUAUCCGGUGACUUAUCAUUGCGCACAUCACUCGGUAGUACCACUUCUACCAGACCGACCCCGCACGACACUUCGAAGAAAGAGAUGGAUGGCGAGUUCAGAUUCCCUACUGCAUUGCACAGGUCAACGGCGUUACUGGACGAUGUGCGCCCGGAAGGGAAGUCGGCGUUGCCGAAUGGAACCCCAGUUCGCGCUCGCGUCACCUCCGAGUCCGUAGUGGGACGCAAGAAGGCAUUUGAGACCGCUCGCAGUCUCUUCGCCAGUGUAUCUGGGGAGUCGCGCUUCAAUGGCCCUUCAACGCCCGCAAUGCGUAAAGCAUCAACUACAGCGCAAAAUGGUAUCCCUGAUGAGAGCAAGACCGCGGGUCCCAGUUUCCGUUCACCCUUGUCAAUCAAGCAUUCAGCUCGUGCAUCCUCUAUCGCAAGUCCACGCCCACCGGCUUCUGUGGUUGGCUCCAAACCGAUCACCGCAAGAGCGCGCACUAUGUCAACUCUAUCAACUACUGCUAGAAGUACGAUCGCAUCACCGACUGCGACUACUACGACCCGGACACCUCCGAACAUUCGCGUACGCAAAGUCUCGUCAUCGGCCAGCACAUCCACUCCCGGUACCGCGCGUAGCCCUCCCCCUCGCGGGCCAACAGGGCCCCCUCCAGCGCGUACUCGGACGCUGUCCACCGUCUCCCGUCCCGCCACUACUGCUCCCACUUCGCGGGCCACGUCAAGCGGCGGUACGAGUCCGCGAGCUACUACAACCCGUCCCACGUCGGUGAACACAACGCCGCGUGAGCGCUCGCCGGUACCACCUGUCCCAAACUUGCCCCAUAUGGGCAAAGCGCGAAUGAGUCCCGAGCUCGUGCGCACGUUAUCUCAAGCAAGCACAGAUUUGCUGCGUACCCCUUCACAAACGGGCGCCGAACUUCUGCGAACACCGUCGCCCGGGCUAAUGGACGAGCUACCGCCUUUCCCGGUUAGCGUGCAGAAUACGCCACAGAGGAAGGGGCUAUCCAUGCUUGGUAUGGCUACGCCGGAGGUCGAGAGGUGGAUACAGGAUGGGAACUGGAAGGGCAAAGGGAAGGCGAUCGGACCCGUCCAGGUGCAGAAUAAUGUUGAGGGGGAUCAACCAGAGGUUGAACCACAGGCGGCGGACGCUACGGCGGAGUGCGCCGGUCAAGGGGAUCCAAUUCAGGCCCACGACGAUCCUCAAGCUUCGAUAGAUGAUGCCGUACCCGUGGCGCUCACCGUGCCACAAGUUGGAUCGAGUCCGCGCGAGCGGCCGUUAUCCAUGCAACUAACGCCUCGGCGGCGGAAGAGUGGAACCUGGGCGCCGUCACCUCUGCGUAAUAGCGUCGCGGAUGGCUCGCCCAGUCGUGAUCGAAGCGGGAAUGUACAGAACAUGCUUCACGCUCUAGUCAAGGACGCAAUGCUCGAUUUCCGGCUAGAAAAUAAGGCGCAGAUGGCCGGAUUGCACCUCGACCUCAUUCGCCUGGGUAGUACGUGGAGACAAGAGAUGCGCGACUCCCUCCAGGAGUACAUGGGUGACCUGCACGAUCUUCGGGAGGAGAAUAAGAGGCUGCGUGAGGAGAACGAGCGAUUACGGAGAGGUUACUGA
Messenger RNA from Peniophora sp. CBMAI 1063, 2544 nucleotides. The record is from the annotation of a GenBank genome assembly. Lineage: Eukaryota; Fungi; Basidiomycota; Agaricomycetes; Russulales; Peniophoraceae.